AUGUCCGCGCUAAGAAAUGAGGACUUUCGAAAAUUUGUUACUGAACGAGCAAGCACCGCCGUUCUCUCAGAUGCCACAACAGCUCGUGCCACAGGUCCAUCAUUUUCACAUCGUGCCAAGCCUGCCGAAACAAAAAAGAAAAACAAUGCUUGGAAAUACAAGAAGCCAAAACCUGUAGCAACAGAAGCAACGGCCGAGGAGGUCGAAGAUGAUGGAGAUAUGGAACUUCGAGAAAUCAUGAAGAAUUAUCGUGAUCGUGCAGCUGAAAGACGGCGACAAGGAGAAACGGAAGAUGAUUUCGAACGAACACGCGCAGCUUAUCGAGCAGUUCCCAAUGAUGCACGACAAGCAGCCGAGUUUGCUGAAAAAAGACGACGGGCUAUUCAAGAAUCAAAAUUCCUUGGAGGAGAUAUGGAGCACACUCACUUGGUGAAAGGUCUCGAUUAUUCCUUGCUCAAUAAGGUUCGAUCAGAAAUUACAAAAACGCAUGGAGACGUUGGUGAUGAAGAUCUUGAGAAAGCAUUAGAUGAUAGAGCGGCUGCUGCGGAAAGUGCUCCACUAGCACCUAUGAAAGAGUCAGACAGUCGAAUGGUUCGCAACAUCAAUCGCAUUUUAUUCAAAGACGAGUUGCCAGCAAAGAACGAACUUUUUGCCAGAGGACGAAUGGCCUAUGCGGCUGACAUGGAAGACGAUGAAGCCGAGAUUCCUACGACAAUCUUGCGCUCCGUAUUUGAUUGUCCAAAAGAUCGAAAUGCCACAGUCGCUGCUGACAGUGCUCUCAUUCAGAAGCUCACUCAAGUUCUUUCAUAUUUGCGUGGUGACGGCAAAAAGAAAAAGAAGGACAAAGAAGUUAAUGCUGGUGAACAAGCACAGCUUGCAAAGCACAAAGAUGAUGCUAUUUUUGAUGAUGCCGGUGAAUAUGAUUUGAAAAGUGCGCGCGGAAACGAAGAGGCAAAAAGCAGUCGACGAGAAAAGGAUGAUCGUGAUGCUAGACGACACGAUAGAAAAGAAGAUGAUAGAGAGGAUCGACGCGAUCGAGAUCGGGACCGCCAUAGAGAUCGCCGAGAUCCUGCUCGUGAACGUGACAGGGAAAAGCAACGUGAACGUGAACAAAAAGAACGGGAACGGGAGGAAAAAGAAAAAGAACGAAAAGCGGAUGUAGAAAAGGAGAAGAAAUUGGCCGAACGUUUAGCGAAACGUCUAAAAGAAGGACAAGAAGCCGGACAAGUUUAUGAAGAUUACGCUGAGUGCUACCCAAUGGGCUUGGUGGAAAUGGUUGGUGAAGACAGUGACGAGGAAGCCGACUUUUCAAAGAUGGAUAGCAACAAGAAAGGACUCAUCAAACGAUGGGAUUUCGACCAUGAAGAAGACUUUGAAAAGUAUCAAGGUUCUCGUGAAGCAUUGCCUAAAGCUGCUUAUCAAUUUGGAGUUAAAAUGAAUGAUGGGCGAAAAACGCGCAAGAUGGGUGCACAGGAUGCAAAGACAGUCGAACGCAAGCUUGAUCGAGAACUUAACGAAAUCAAUAAGAUUAUCGACAAACGAAAGCAGGGAACUGAUGCAGGUGAAAGCAGCAAGCGCCCAAAAUAU
Molecule: messenger RNA, 1587 nt
Organism: Mesorhabditis belari
Lineage: Eukaryota; Metazoa; Nematoda; Chromadorea; Rhabditida; Rhabditidae
Source: the annotation of a GenBank genome assembly